UAAUUUUUCCUGACAUAUUUUAACAGAAAUAACAAAAUAAGAAAAAGCAAGGUACACUUGUAAGAUGAACCUUGGGAUCAUACCAUCUACAGCCAAAUCAAUUCUGGGGACAGUGUGAGCACUGAGGGCAGAUGUUGGGCCACUCUCGCCCCUGGCAGAUGUGGAUCUGGGGUUGGUCUCCUCAGGGGAUCCCACAGUGAGACCUUAGCAAAGAGCAGAGAGAAGAGCUUUUCUUGUGUCAUACGAUAUGUGACAAUGCAAGGAUGCGUUGGGGCACCUAUAUAUUGAUCUGCCUCAAACCAGCUUUAUACAAGAAUGGAAAAGCAACAUGUAUCCACCUCUUUAUUUUUUCCCCUGGUGUUUGUGGGAAGGAGGAAAAGAACCUUUUACCGUCUGAAUUUAUGACAUUCCUGCUCUCCCUGGGUAGAAAGGAAAGGGACAUCUUUUCUCUCUGACUGUGAGGGAAGCACUGACUAUUGGUGUGAGUGAUGGGCAAGAAGCUCUCUCAGGUUAGACCUUGUUCUCCCCAGAGACCUGCACCCCAGCCACUCCCUGCCCUAGGCUAGUGUUCUGGGGCCCCCUGGCCUGUCCCCUCCUAUGCUCCCCCCUUUCCAGUAGCUAUGAGCCCUGCCACUUUCUGUCUUUGGAAAGGCAGAGGUGAGGGAGCAGGCUCCCAGGAGGCCCAGAGGAGCAGAGGGUCUCCAUCAGGGUUAUCUCCUUGCAGGAGAUGAAGACAGGGUCUCCGCUGCAGGGGCUGCAGGCAGGAGCAGUCAUUCACUUCCCUCUGCAGCUGGGAGCACUUUUCCCCGUCAUUUAUCACCUGACGACUGUUUUUGUGUGUUUCCCUCUAGGCAGGGAGCCAGGAGGGUUAGUGCUUGGGACACCUCCUCCUGAUGCGCUGACAACGACGGCAGCAGUGUCCUCCCGCCGAGGGCGGUGGCCCCAGGCCUCGGGCACACGGCAUCCGUCCUCACUGCCCGCCCAACCCUCCCCUCGAGACCUACUUUUGCUGGGAGAGGCAAGGAGCCAGCAGAGCCAGCCCAGCUCCCAGGUCCUCCAGGAACCUUGUGGGACCUUGUGGAAGAGAAGAAAAAACCACCCUGAGUGUGUUGGCCCCACAGAAGAGGAGUUUUCAGCACGUGACCUGCGGCCGCACUGCCUGGCCUGUUUCCCAGCACUCAGUGAAAGCGGGAGAGAUGCGGCUGAGGAAGAAGCUGCCCACAGCAAGAGAUGGAGAGUACUGAAGAACCUCAUUGUGUCCAAGCAGAAGAGCUGGCAGAGGGUGAGACCAGCUGGUGGCUACUUUAGAGCCAGAGCAGAGGUGAUCCGUACACCAAGCAUUACCUACAACCUCUCUGCCCUCUCCUGUGGCAGUGGGAGGGGGGGCCCAAGUAGAGCCAAGGAUUUCUGAAGAACAGUUGAAAAGCACAAUUUCUGGUUGAUGAGAACUAUCUGCCAAUAGGAGUGCAAUACAUUGAUCGGAUUUAACCUAUAAAAUUAGAAAGAUCAAAAUGUCUUGCUUUGAUAUUUCUGAAGACAUGUUUAUUGACUUUUUUUGAAGCUGAUAUCACAAGAAAGUCCAGACAAGUAACACUGGGGAGAGAUGUUUGAAGGCCCUCUCUACCUCAACAGCAGUGAAGAUUUACCUGACAUGUGCUACACUUUAAGAUCGCGGCCAAACCACAGGCUGUGGGUCAGCUUGCAACAGGGCUCUCCUAAUCCUCCUGCUCAGGGUAUAAUGUGGUAUAAAUUAUUUAUUUAUGUUGUUUAUUGGACCAGAUAGAGCAGAUUAUCUACAAGGCCACACUGCCUGCCCCAGAGAGCUGGGAGCCAGGAGGUAGUGGUUGAGAGUGGUUGUGUUCACUCUGCUCAGGGCCAGCCCAUGUAAAGUAGGUUGGCCUUGGCUGCAUGACAUGGCACUUGACUACAGCUCAGCUUGUCCCUGCAUGUUGUGCCUAUGGACCCAAGAGAGACCUAGUAUUUUUGUAGGUUUUUUUUUGUUUUUUUUUUUCUUUCAUCUCAGCUCAAAAUGCGCAGGAUAAUGAAGACGACGCUGUAGCUCACUAGUGUUGGGUUUCCAUAGUGUAAAGCAGUCAGGGUGUGUUGCAUGCCCUAGACUGAGGCAUGAGAGUGUUCAGGAGAGCUGAAGGAUGGAAAGGCUGGAGGGACCAUGCUGGAGGAGGGAAGGGAGUAGCUGUACCCAGAGUAGUGCUUCUUGAGGGUUGGAGGAAACUGCUUGUCCAACUCUAGAGGAGAACAUGGGCAUGUGCUAACGGACACAAUGGGCACAAUCAAGGAUGAGGCCCCGUGAGUCAUCUGGAAAGUUGUUUCUGACAGUGUAGGUACAUCUGAUGGGCAUGUCUACAUCUCCAGCAAAGAGGGGAUGGACUCUAGCCCUGGGAUUCUGCUUAUUCUCCACUGGACUCUCUGCUAACUCUCAGGCUAGGAGUUGUAUCACUCCAAGUAGCUGUUUCCAAGACAAACUUUCUCUGCAGGGACAAGCUGUAGUUGCAGUGUCUGUGAGCCCAGCACUGCCACACUGCCCUGGCCUGCUUUUACUGUGCAGCGUAGGCACCAUCAGGCUAAGCCAGUCUCCUGCCUUGCUGCGCUCCAGCUCCAAUGUGGCCCCAGUGCUGCCUGGCACACCCAGUGUGAUGCUGCUUCUAGGAAACCUUUUUUCAAAUCUUUUUCUGUAUGAGAAACAGAAGGGUCUUG
Molecule: messenger RNA, 2715 nt
Organism: Athene cunicularia (burrowing owl)
Lineage: Eukaryota; Metazoa; Chordata; Aves; Strigiformes; Strigidae
Exons: 3
Coding region: 728-1411 (227 amino acids)
Source: RefSeq, a predicted model, not a curated record